AUGGCUGCAUCCUGGCUCCUGCCGGCUUGGCCCGUAUGUCUUUGGGCGGUUCUGGCACAAGCCCUGACAGAUCCAGAUGACACUUGCCUGUCUUCCAUCAAGGUCAUCGACAACUUCUUGUCGGACGCUGAAGCACAGGCUGUGAUGGCAGACCUUGAGGCACAGAGGGCGCCGAGCGAGUCGGAGCGCGUGCGCCAGGAAGCCCCCAUGCUCGCGCAGCGCCUGAAGUCGGAGCUCCGGUCUAAGGAGCAGGAGGCCCAGCUCGACAGCGCAGUCGAAGUCCUGGAGCCCGUGGGGGUGAAGCUCAUAGUCGAGGUGCUGGGCCAUCCGAAGCUGGAAAAGCGCCUUCGGGCCACGAUCACGGGCAAGGAGGUCGCACAGCUUGUGGCCUCAAAGUCUUCCGUCCCGGUGUCCCGCAAGCGUGGGGAUGUUCAUGAACAUGCAGAUCACAUGGGUGGCCGCUGGGUGAGCGAGAAGGUUCCAGGUACGGCUGCAGUUGCCUACCUGGAGCCCGCCCCGGAUGGUGGCAGCCUGGGCAAGCUCAUCUUCAAGGAAAUCGGCAACCAGAAGAUUGUCAAGGAGGUGGAGGCGAUUGCGAAGCGCUUUAUCUCCUGGGACAACAGCAAGUGCUUGCACAGCUUCAAAGCCCGUUACGAUGGCCCACGACGUUUACUAGGUCCGCUUGCAUUGACAUCGUACGGAGAAAUGGUGAAGGUAGGAGCCUUCACAAGCACCACGACCGAGACUUCAACCACCACCGAGGCUUCAGCCACAACCGAGAUUUCAACCACGACCAAGGCAUACUACAGGACCCGCAGAGUGCACCCAAAACGUUGGAAGUGGCGCCGGGCAUUGAAAAAGUGGGCAGCCAAGCGCAAACUGAGGCACAACUCGCUAUCACCAGGGCCGCUUACUCCGCAAGAUGUGGAAGAUCUGCGCUCGGACCCUGUUCACUUCAUGCAAGUGAGCAGCAAUGGCAGCCACAAAGAGCUGUGA
Symbiodinium natans is the source of this 996-nucleotide messenger RNA. The record is from the annotation of a GenBank genome assembly. NCBI's taxonomy places the organism in Eukaryota, Dinophyceae, Suessiales, Symbiodiniaceae.